AGAUUUUAAAGGUGAUGGCCAGGCUGCUUCGUUGCCUUGCUCCUCCUCCUCUAAUGUAUAACUAGUAGAAAGCUGAAGAAAGGCUGGCCAGCUGCAUGUGCCACACUCACCACAGGACUUGGAAUUAAGAGGAGGACUCUUAACCGAUAAAAUGACAGAAGAUAAGAAAAAGAAAAGAUGGAAACCAAAGAGCCAGUUUAAGAUCACCGGGACCUUGAUUUUCACUGUCUUCACUGCUGCACUGGGUUCCUUCCAGUUUGGAUAUGACAUUGGUGUGAUCAAUGCACCUCAAGAGGUAAUAAUAUCCCAUUAUGAAUACAUUUUGGGUAUUCCACUGAAUGACCGAAAAGCUAUCAACAACUAUACUAUCAACAGUACAAAGGAACUGCCCACAGUCCCAUUCCUAGGAGAUUCAAUAACAACACCUUUGGUGGAGGAAGAGACUACAGCAUCUACUAGCCUCGUCACCAUGCUCUGGUCCUUGUCUGUGUCUAGCUUUGCAGUUGGUGGAAUGAUUGCAUCAUUUUUUGGUGGGUGGCUAGGGGAUCGGCUUGGAAGAAUCAAAGCCAUGUUGGUAGCAAACAUUCUCUCAUUAGUUGGAGCUCUCUUGAUGGGGUUUUCAAAACUGGGACCAUCUCACAUUCUUAUAAUUUCAGGAAGAAGCAUAUCAGGACUCUACUGUGGACUAAUUUCAGGCUUGGUUCCAAUGUACAUUGGUGAAAUUGCUCCAACCACACUCAGGGGUGCUCUUGGCACACUUCACCAGCUGGCCAUUGUCACGGGCAUUCUUAUUAGUCAGAUUGUUGGACUCAACUUUAUCCUGGGCAAUCAUGAGCGGUGGCAUAUCCUGCUUGGUUUGUCUGCUGUGAGAGCCAUCAUCCAGUCUCUGCUGCUCUUCUUCUGUCCAGAAAGCCCCAGGUACCUUUACAUCAAGUUGGAUGAAGAAGUCAAAGCAAAGAAAAGCCUGAAAAGACUCAGAGGAGGUAUUGAUGUCACCAAAGACAUCAAUGAGAUGAGAAAGGAAAAAGAAGAAGCAUCCAGUGAACAGAAAGUCUCCAUAAUUCAGCUCUUCACCAACUCUAGCUACCGACAGCCUAUUCUAGUUGCACUGAUGCUGCAUGUGGCUCAGCAAUUUUCUGGAAUCAAUGGGAUCUUUUACUACUCAACCAGCAUUUUUCAGACAGCUGGAAUCAGCCAACCUGUUUAUGCAACCAUUGGAGUUGGUGCCAUCAACAUGGUUUUCACUGCUCUUUCUGUAUUCCUUGUGGAGAAGGCAGGGCGACGCUCUCUGUUUCUAAUAGGAAUGAGUGGGAUGUUUGUCUGUGCCAUCUUCAUGUCUGUGGGACUUAUAUUACUGGAUAAACUGGCGUGGAUGAGUUAUGUAAGCAUGGUAGCCAUCUUCCUCUUUGUCAGUUUCUUCGAGAUUGGGCCUGGCCCCAUCCCCUGGUUCAUGGUGGCAGAGUUCUUCAGUCAAGGACCCCGGCCUGCUGCUUUAGCAAUAGCUGCAUUUAGCAACUGGACCUGCAAUUUCAUUGUAGCUCUGUGUUUCCAGUACAUUGCGAACUUCUGUGGACCUUAUGUGUUUUUCCUCUUUGCUGGAGUGGUCCUGGCCUUUACUCUGUUUACAUUUUUCAAAGUCCCAGAAACCAAAGGAAAGUCCUUCGAGGAAAUCGCAGCAGAAUUCCGAAAGAAGAGUAGCUCGGCCCAAGCGCCCAAAGCUGCUGUGGAAAUGGAAUUCCUUGGAGCUACAGAGACUGUGUAAAGAUAACCUGCUUUUUUGACAAGAACAGAAACAGGAAGGAAGUUGUGUGUUUUUAAUUGACGAUUCUUUGAGAAUUUUAUAUCUACGUCUUGAAGUAUUAUUUUAUUUUUUAGAGAGUUUUUAUGGGCUUUUCUCAGAAAUGUCAUCCAAAAUUACCAAAGAAAGUAUUUUUUUAAGUUAGAGCAUCUAUUUUUGAUAGUAAGACUCUGUAAUUAAGUAAACCAAAAAGUCUAGCUCAAUUUACUAUACCAAAGGGCAAGUACAUUGUAAUGUUCCUAGCUCUAUUCUUUAUAAUGAGGUUCUCCUGAAAUGGAAGCAGUGUCAAUGUAUCAUGUUAUUGCUUCAUUAAGCAUGUGACUGGAAACCUGGAGCUGCAGCUCAUUUACAUAUUUGAAUAUGAUUAUGUUGGCAUUUUCUUACCCACAGACCUCAUACUAAAGGAGCUUUGGCUAGUGGUAAUAAAAGGUCCAUGUUAAAAUUGAUAUUUUUCUAUUGCUCCCAUUCAGCUUUUUUCUUGUCUUAGAAUUUAUAUUUUGUUUAAAAUUUUUUUUCUGUAUUUUCACAUGGAAUGGUUUAUUGAGUAUAUUAAGAUAUGUUUAUAAAAAAAACUUUUAUUUUUGGUAGGCUUACCAAAACUUUUGGUACUCAGAAAAAAAAAAAUUAGUUCCUUUGCUUGAUAACCAAAUGAUUUUUAUAAGAUUAAACACUGAAAAGAUUUUACCGUUCAUAUAGCCUGGGUUAUCAGUUAAUAUUCGUAUCUGUUAUAAACCUAUGUUAAUUCCUUGCUAGUUCAGUCCUUUGAGCUCUAUUUUGGUUUGCUUUUAAAUUGAGCACAGCCUGGUUUUCUCAGCUGUAUUUUUUAUAAAGUACAUUCAAACAGUGAUUAAAGUGGACAUUUUUAUAUCUCCUCAAACCCUAAAUAAGUUAGAGCAGUCUAAUGGAAAUUUGAAAUAAAGGAUUGCUGUUUGUUAAAACAUAUUUUCUGUAUUUAUGUUUGAAGACAAGUUGAAAGAGUAGGAUUGCAGGAAUCCUAAAGGUUUGGCUCCUGAAACUUCAUGAAUGCUCAGUUUCAGACUUUAUCAAAAUCCCUAUUUACUUUUAUGGUUAGAUAGUCAUCCCCUUUGACGUUCCUUCUUUGUCACAGCAGUAUACAGAUGCUAUCUAAGCCAUUCUAUUGCUAUUGCUAACAUUUCCUGUGUACUAUCUAUGUGCCAGGCACUGUUCUAAGUGCUUUUACCUCUGUAGGCAAAUUGGAAAUGCACAGAUGAUUAAACAGACUUUCACUUAUAGUCAAUUUUACAACCAUGGAAAUACAUUUCUGAUGGAUACCAAAGGCUUAGCAGGGAGCUAAAGUAUCUCCAGGCUGUUUUCCCCACAAAGUGGAGCACUGAGUCAAUCCUUUUCAUGUUUGCUUUAAUGUGCAUGAAAGAAAGGCACUUUUUUAAAAGUACUUUUUAUGAGUGGAGGGGAAAAAAUGCUUAACAUUUGUUUUUGUUUUUUUUCCCUAGAGUUGUUUACCUUUAUAUAAUUUGGCAGUCCAGACAACAUAAAAUUAUUUCUUUUCACUUUGCUUUUUAUUCCCUUUGGACCAAUUUGGAAUAAAUUAUUUUUACUUAGGACUUCAGGACACAGUUAAAGUGAGCUUAAAUAGUUCAAAAGACUUUUGUGCUAGCUUGUGAACUCUAGAAAAAUUGUGGGGACUCUGAAUUGGGCAAGAGCAGGAGAAUGGCUCCUGUGUGGCUCUUGUCCUCUUCUUUAGGAUGCUGGUGGUCUUUGAGAAGCCCAAAGUUACAAUGAUAAAGAAGUUUAACAUUUUUAUAGGUGAUGAAUGUGAUUUAAUCAAAUUGCUAUUCCUGAUCUCAUUUACUAAGAAAAUAAAGUAGUAAAUGUUUAAAUAAAGAACCCAAAAGACCACUUUUAAGUUCUAA
Molecule: messenger RNA, 3690 nt
Organism: Zalophus californianus (California sea lion)
Lineage: Eukaryota; Metazoa; Chordata; Mammalia; Carnivora; Otariidae
Gene: SLC2A2
Product: solute carrier family 2 member 2
Exons: 12
Coding region: 152-1762 (536 amino acids)
Biological process (GO): D-glucose transmembrane transport
Cellular component (GO): brush border; membrane
Source: RefSeq, a predicted model, not a curated record